This is a messenger RNA of Odobenus rosmarus divergens (Pacific walrus), 1245 nucleotides long. It is a transcript of the gene PTPN20, whose product is annotated as protein tyrosine phosphatase, non-receptor type 20B. Gene Ontology annotation, biological process: protein dephosphorylation. The transcript has 10 exons. Gene Ontology annotation, molecular function: protein tyrosine phosphatase activity. The annotation marks the transcript as partial. Lineage: Eukaryota; Metazoa; Chordata; Mammalia; Carnivora; Odobenidae. Gene Ontology annotation, cellular component: cytoplasmic side of plasma membrane; cytoplasm. The record is from RefSeq and is a predicted model, not a curated record.
GAAAAAAUAAGAAGGUACCUGACUGUGAUGAGACUUUGUCUUCAUCAAGUGAGGAAAAAACACCUAACUCAGUUUUGGAAAAUGCAGAUAGCUCAGGGAAAGUAAACCGCUCUGUUCAGAAUUUCCAACGCAGUAAUUACGAUGAUCUUUUUAAAGAUGCUACAGAAAGUGAGAGUGAGAGCAUAUUGGCCACCUGUGGCUCCUUUCUAAGAGACAAGUGGAGCAGUGAGGAUGAAGAGCUUGCAGGGCCAUCCCAGACCGUCCGUCCUCAGCUUCCUGACAGUAUACAAAUUGUUUCUGAAAGGGAGCUAGCUCAGUUGGCUCAGGUUCGACCAUUACUAUUCAAUUUUCAUGAGCAAUCAGUCAUCAAGGAUUGUUUUAAAAUGCUUGAGAAAAAAGUAGCAGAAUAUGAAAUCCUCCAGGAAUUUAUGACUUUAGAUUAUAAGAACAUACCUGAUGCAUUCAACUCUGGGAAUGAACUACGCAACAGAGAAAAAAACAGAUAUCGGGAUAUUCUUCCAUAUGAUUCAACACGUGUUCCUCUUGGAGAAAACAAGGACUACAUCAAUGCUAGCUAUAUUAGAAUAGUCAAUUCUGGAGAAGAGUAUUUUUAUAUUGCUUCUCAAGGACCACUGCCAAGUACCACAGAUGACUUUUGGCAGAUGGUUUUAGAGAAUAACUCUAAUGUUAUUGUCAUGAUAACCAGAGAGAUAGAAGGUGGAAUUAUCAAAUGCCACCAUUACUGGCCCAUUUCUAUGAAGAAACCUUUGGAAUUGAAAAACUAUCGUAUCUUCCUGGAGAACUACCAGAUACUUCAAUAUUUUAUCAUCCGAAUAUUUCACGUUGUGAAGAAGUCUACAGGAAGUAGUCACUUUGUAAAACACUUGCAGUUCACCAGCUGGCCAGACCAUGGCACUCCUGCCUCGGUAGAUGGCUUCAUAAAGUACGUGCGUUAUGUGAGGAAGAGCCACCUUACAGGACCUAUGCUUGUUCACUGCAGUGCUGGCGUGGGCCGGACGGGGGUGUUCCUAUGUGUGGAUGUUGUGUUCUGUGCCAUUGAAAAGAACUUUCCAUUCAACAUCAAGAAUAUAGUGACCCAAAUGAGAGAACAGCGUUAUGGCAUGAUUCAAACGAAGGAGCAGUAUUUCUUUUGUUAUAAAGUUGUGCUUGAAGUUCUUCAGAAGAUUCUGACUUUAGAUUAAGAAAGACUUCUGUUGCCUCACAUUUGAAAUUACCAAGUGGCUU